AUGUCCGAAUCACCCAAGUCGGAAAAGUAUAUGUUUUUAAGCAGGUUUAGUACGCCAGUGCGUGAACUGGAUGACCAUCGGUUUCAAUUGGAUCCACCCCGUAUCGAAGCUACCCCCGAUAUGACGCUUAGUCGGCAGAAUACUACACCGCAGAAUUUGAAUAUGGAGACGCCACAGCGUUCAGAUCUGCUCCAAGUCCAGGAUGUUCUUCGAGAAGCGGGGCCAUUUUCCCGGGACUUUGAGCAAGCAAUAGCGGACGAUGAUCAGGACGUCAAUGGUCUGGGACGACGCUUCUCCCUUGAUCCAACCGGCAAUAUCCGCCAGGCUCGCACAUUCAGCCGUACGCAUCAGGAUAUUGCAAACAUAUCGAGGGAUUCGUCAAUUUCUGCUCGAUCAACUUCUCCGCCCAAUUCGGUCGAAGCCUUUGCAGACCCACGGCGCCGGGAGCGUGCCAACACUCUGGAGAGCCAUGCAGCGCCAGACUUGGAAGCUAUCCUACAGCGUACGGUCUCUGGCGGCACACAUCCUCGCCGCCCAACUUUCAGUAAUGCAAGUGCCAUUAGACCUCAACCCGGCGAUAUCCAAUUAGAUUCGCCCGAGGAUCCAUGCAUCCCCCCAUUUGAACAACUGGGCAGAAUUCCGGUGAUUGACUAUGAAGAAUUGGAAGAGUUUGUGGCUCUUAAUCAGAAGACAAAGCCCGUUACAAUGCGGCGCAAGCACAGCCUUAGCUCUCAGAGCAAGAAGUCUCGUGUUUUCUAUGAUCUUCGCCCAAAUGCUCAGAAUUCCGAACUCCAUGAUGCGAAGCGCUCAUCGGAUGACUUUACCAGACUUGAAUUAAAAGACAGCGAGAAAGUCUUCGCGGAUACUGUCAACGAAAAAGAAAUAGUCGAGAAUCUCAAGAAUGAGAAUGAGCCGACCCGGUUCGGCUUCUUCUCGUCCGAGUCACAGAGUACCGUACAUGCUGCAGAACUGGGCGACUUGGUCCUCCCUGGGGACACCUUUCGAGACCUCUUCCAACUUGGCCCGGAAGGAGGUGUUUGGUGGCUCGAUGUUUUGAAUCCCACUGAAGCCGAAGUUGGUGCUCUUUCGAGAGCCUUUUCAAUUCACCCACUGACGACAGAAGAUAUAUUAACCCAGGAGGCUCGAGAGAAAGUUGAGCUAUUCAAGCAAUACUAUUUUGUGUGCUUCCGGACGUUUUAUCAGAUGGAUAAGACAAGCGAGCGCUUCAUGGAGCCCGUUAACUUCUACAUGAUUGUCUUCCGCGAUGGUGUGUUAUCGUUCUCUUUCACCGAGAAUCCCCAUGCUUCGAAUGUCCGGAGAAGAAUCGGAAAGCUCCGUGACUAUGUGUCACUUAGUAGUGACUGGAUUUGCUAUGCCAUGAUUGACGAUAUUGUGGAUAGUUUUGGCCCUGUAAUCCGCGAAAUUGAGGUCGAGUCCGAGGCGAUUGAAGAUCUCGUCUUCAUCGCACGCAUGGAUGAUUUCGAGUCAUUCUUGCCACGAAUUGGUGGCUUGCGCAAAAAGGUCAUGAGCUUGAUGCGUCUUUUGGGUGGCAAGGCGGAUGUUAUUCGAGGUUUCUCUAAACGCUGCAACGAGCAGUAUUCAGUGACGCCGCGUGGUGACAUUGGCCUUUACCUAGGCGAUAUCCAGGAUCACGUAGUGACCAUGAUGUCUAACUUGGCCCAUUUCGAGAAGAUGCUCAGCAGGUCACACACCAACUAUCUUGCGCAGCUGAACGUGACAAACCUGGUGUUGGGAAACCACGUCAACAAGAUCCUCAGCAAGGUGACCCUCAUUGCCACUAUGUUAGUUCCCAUGAACCUUAUUUGUGGUCUUUUCGGCAUGAACGUCACGGUCCCUGGUCAGGGCCAGGAAGGCCUUGCGUGGUUCUUUGGCAUCGUCGAUUUAGGCUAUGCCGCAGAUCUCACUUCUCUGGCCCCUGAAAUCCAUAGUAACUUGACCAUCAACGACGGUGACUCAUAUUUCCCAUUCCCAUUGGGGCCUUACAAUGGUCUAGUGAUUGAAGACGAUGUGAACGACGCUGGAGAUCUACGAGGUCUAGAUAUUGUCCGCAGGGCCCCUACUGGGGUCUCAUCCCUAGGCAAUAAUCAAUACCAAAAGGGCGAAGUUAAAUUAGGUGAAACCCAGUGGUGGUACUUCUCAAAAAAUUCUUUAAAUGGCAAAAAUACCAAUAAGAUAUCCGAAGAACCAACUAGCGACAACUCGAAGCAUUUGGAAACGGUCUUCAUAUCUCUAACGGCAUGUUCGAAGCCUAGCUCCAAUAAAGCCGAUUCUGACAGUGCUCGGAACCUGCCGCAUCUAGAGGUCUACGUCUCUACAUCUGAAUCGCUCCAAAAGCCUGGUCCUGGGCAAGAGAGGUCGAAUCAAACUAAAUACUUGGUCGAAGAGGGUUAUAUGGGCACCACCGUGGAAGCAGAAGGGGAUGUUUAUAUCGGUGUUGUUGCACAUAACAGCACUGAACAUUCUGGGUCCUACAGCUAUGAGCUUGCGGCAUCAGUUGAUGCUUUUUUCCACAGCCUCGCGGAUGAUCCGGCUUUCCUAUACUUCGUGGAUUCGGAUAUGCACAGUGCUCUCUUCACCACGGGCAAUCUAACGGAGGCAGAACAGGACUCUCAGAGCUACAGCAACUGGAUGGGCAUGGCACCGUCGUACACAAUGUUUGCGAAUAACAUUAACGAUACAGCCAUCUCAGGCUUACACCAUUCCUCCUGUGCGCUCGAUCGAUUCGCUCAAAUAGGCAAAGGUGAUCGUAACAUCAACGCAAGCAUGACGAGCAGAGGCCCCGGCAAUAAACCCAAGGAGCAGUUAUAUGUCACCGGGCUCAACCAAAGUUCGACAUAUGAAGGGAUUUUAGCCCUGGAUGGCAAUUCUACUGGUUCUAGAAACGGUGUUAUUGGCGGCGGUGGGAAAAUAUGGAAACCAAUCACCUUCUCAACCAAAGCAGAUGGCAAUUGUGCACUCCUCUACAACCUGUCAUUUUGCAAUGAAGUGGCAUAUGCGGUGCCUUCGAACCCGACGUUUACCUUGGACAGCCUCCGUUCAAUCUACGAUGAUAAUGCCGCUGCACUGUAUAAGAACUUUUCUUACUCUUUGGAGCAGAUCCAAUGUAAUGCUACAAAUGAGACUCGAUUUUCUUUGGCAGUGGGAUGCGAUGACUGUGCCCGAGCAUACAAACAGUGGCUAUGCGCCGUAACCAUCCCUCGGUGCGAAGACUUUUCAAGCACUGGCACAUUUCUCCAGGCCAGAAACGCUGGACAGAAAUUCAUCAACGGAACCUCGCUCAGUGAUGACCACACACUGCGGUUGGAUCCCUCGACGAAUCGGUCCCGAAAUUUGCUGAUCGACAAAGAGAUCCGGCCAGGACCGUACAAGGAGAUUCUUCCCUGCGAGGACACCUGCUACGAUCUCGUCAAGAGUUGUCCCGCUGCUCUGGACUUUCGCUGCCCGCAGGACAGAUGGCUCUCUUCUACGUACGGCAAACGCGGUACCGACGAUCUUGUCACCUGCAGUUGGGUAGGCGCAGCGUACUUCAUGGGUGGCGGAGUUAAGAUGAUUCCUUUGCGGUCGGUUUUAUUUGCACUUCCAACUGUUUGGCUUUUGUACUGGGCAUUUGACGGGUAG
This is a messenger RNA of Aspergillus pseudonomiae, 3639 nucleotides long. RefSeq names its product magnesium transporter CorA family protein. The transcript is spliced from 4 exons. The record is from RefSeq and is a predicted model, not a curated record. Gene Ontology annotation, cellular component: plasma membrane. Lineage: Eukaryota; Fungi; Ascomycota; Eurotiomycetes; Eurotiales; Aspergillaceae. The coding region runs from base 1 to 3639 and encodes 1212 amino acids. Gene Ontology annotation, biological process: magnesium ion transmembrane transport; intracellular magnesium ion homeostasis; calcium ion import across plasma membrane. Gene Ontology annotation, molecular function: calcium channel activity; magnesium ion transmembrane transporter activity.